AUGGUUCUCCGGGAUCCCAUCUUCGAAGCUCGCACAAAUGUGAAGCUACACUCCAACCGGCUCAAAAAGGAAGCUGCCCGCGCCGAAGCCACCUUCAAAUCCGAAAAAGCCAAAGCCGACAAAGCCAUGAAACAGCACGAAUUCCAAAUCGCCCGCAUCCACGCUGGCUCGGCCGUGCGAGAAAAGAAACGCCAAGUAUCGCUCAAAGCCGAAGCCGCGCGGGCAGACGUUAUUAUCAACGAACUCAAAGCCGCCCAGAGCACGCGCGACACUUCGCGCACGCUGGCACUGGCCUCGAGGGGAUUGGAUGCGGCGUCGAAGAGUGUGAACCUGGAGCACUUGCUAGCACAUGCGAAUAAUUUCAUGGCCAGGUCCGAGGAUUUCAAGAUUGCGAGUUCGGCCAUCUCGGAUGUUGCGCAGGGCGUGUCGCAGCAAGAGUACGGCGCGGAGGGGGAGUCGGAGGUGGAUAAGAUGAUGGAGCAGUUGGCAGAUACUGCAGGCGUGGAUAUGCGUCUGGCGCUCGAGUCGGAUGCGGCGCCAAAGGAGGAAGUCAAAGAAGCCUCUGCUGGGAAGCAUGUGGAUGCGGAGGUUGAGGAUGCGCUGGGGGCGAGGCUGCGGGCGCUGCGGGCAGAGGGUUAG
This is a messenger RNA of Talaromyces rugulosus, 639 nucleotides long. RefSeq lists its product as uncharacterized. Lineage: Eukaryota; Fungi; Ascomycota; Eurotiomycetes; Eurotiales; Trichocomaceae. Gene Ontology annotation, biological process: endosome transport via multivesicular body sorting pathway; protein transport; late endosome to vacuole transport. Bases 1 to 639 code for a protein of 212 amino acids. The record is from RefSeq and is a predicted model, not a curated record. The transcript is spliced from 2 exons. Gene Ontology annotation, cellular component: ESCRT III complex; multivesicular body.